Messenger RNA from Rosa rugosa (rugosa rose), 1697 nucleotides. RefSeq names its product auxin-responsive protein IAA8-like. NCBI's taxonomy places the organism in Eukaryota, Viridiplantae, Streptophyta, Magnoliopsida, Rosales, Rosaceae. Gene Ontology annotation, molecular function: protein binding. Gene Ontology annotation, biological process: regulation of DNA-templated transcription. Gene Ontology annotation, cellular component: nucleus. The coding region runs from base 345 to 1415 and encodes 356 amino acids. The record is from RefSeq and is a predicted model, not a curated record. The transcript is spliced from 8 exons.
AGCCGAUAGAGGUUCACAUCGGACAGCAAACUAGCUUCUCUCACUUGUGUUACCUAGUGCCGAAUGGAGGGUCCUUAGCUCCCUUUUCUCUCUCCAACUCUCUCACCUUCUCCUUGUCAGCUAAAACCAAAAGAGACCCUCUUCAAUUCAAUUUCUUGGCUUUCUUUCCUUUUUUCUCUUCUGGGUUUUCUUCAGCCGCUGAUCUGCAUAGUAUUUCAGUGACGCUGGUUUUGGUUUUCAACUCAAAGUCUCUAUCUUUGUUUCUCCUACUGUGCUUUGGCUUUGAAGGGAAGGAAGUGCAGGUUGCAAACCAAAUUGGGAGGAAUUUUCUUGUCUGAAUACUGAUGUCACAACCACUUCUCGGUGCUGGGGAGGAGGAAGGUAGGAGUGAUGUUACAGCAUUAUCUUCCUCACUUUCUAUGGAGAGUGUAUGUCCUAACAGCUCAGAUUUGAAGGAGCGAAAUUACAUGGGAUUAUCUGAUUGCUCUUCGGUAGACAGUUCAAAAGUCUCCCAUGUAGAUGGAAGUAAAAGUAGACUGAACCUGAAGGCUACGGAACUUAGGCUUGGGCUUCCUGGAUCCCAGUCUCCUGACAGAGACUCAGAACUGAGGCUAGUCUCCACUGAACUUGAUGAGAAGCCCCUUUUCCCAUUACAUCCUUUAAAGGAUUCAUUGCAGAAAACAGUUGUUUCAGGCAACAAGAGAGGGUUCUCUGAUGCUAUGGAUGAGUUCUCAGAGGGCAAAUAUGCUAAUACAGAGGUAAACAUGUUGCUGUCGCCCAGGCCUUCUCCAAACUUGGGAUUGAAAACUGGUUCUGUACUUGAGAACCUUGGGACUCAGGAGCCCAAAAUGAAAGAGAUAGCACCACCGAAGAUAAUGCAAGAGAGGCCUCAUGCUGCCAAAGAAACUAGGCCAAAUCAUUCUAGUACUAACAGUGCACCUGCUACCAAGGCGCAGGUUGUUGGUUGGCCACCUAUAAGAUCAUUUAGGAAGAACUCAUUGGCCACUGUCUCAAAGAACGUGGAGGAAGUAGAUGGAAAAGCAGGGCCUGGUGCUCUAUAUGUCAAAGUCAGCAUGGAUGGUGCUCCGUAUUUGAGGAAAGUAGAUUUGAAACAUUACUCUGCAUACCAGGAACUUUCUUCUGCUCUUGAAAAGAUGUUUAGCUGUUUUACUAUAGGUCAAUAUGGAUCUCAUGGAGCUCUGGGCAGAGAGAUUAGUGAAAGCAAGCUGAAGGAUCUCCUUCAUGGCUCAGAAUAUGUCCUCACCUACGAGGACAAAGAUGGUGACUGGAUGCUUGUGGGUGAUGUCCCUUGGGAGAUGUUUAUCGAUACCUGCAAAAGGAUGAGGAUAAUGAAAAGCUCAGAUGCCAUUGGCCUUGCUCCAAGAGCCAUGGAGAAGUGCAGGAACAGGAACUAGCCAGUAAUAUGCACCGUGAUCUCUUCCAUUCAGCCGUCUUAGUCUGCUUCUACUAUGUUAUUACUACAUCUGUAAUUUUUUUUUCCAUGAAUUCAAGUUUCUGUCAGCUACUUUUCUAACUUAAUGUCGUUAUUAAUACUCCUGAAACUCUUAAAAACUAUAUCCAGAAGUACUCAUUUACUAGUCCUUAUGUCGGCAGGUUCCUGUUUCCAUACAGGAUCCAAAGAAAAGUGCUAUUGUUUGUGAAACUUGUAAUGUAUGUGCCCAAGUUAUCUGUCUUAA